Molecule: messenger RNA, 672 nt
Organism: Striga hermonthica
Lineage: Eukaryota; Viridiplantae; Streptophyta; Magnoliopsida; Lamiales; Orobanchaceae
Source: the annotation of a GenBank genome assembly
AUGAGUUCUCCUUAUUCGACAAUCUCCCUCACGGCCGCCUGCAGUUUCCUCCUCCUCCUCCUCCUCUGGGGCUCGGCCGCCCAACAACACGCCGUGCUCGAUGGCAGAGGAGACGAGCUCGUCGUGGGACGCGGCUACAUCAUCAGCUCCACUAUGCGAGGGGCCGCUGGCGGCUACCUCUCCCUCAAUCCGGGAACCUGCCCGCCGCCCGUGAUCCAUACGUUGUCCGACCGCGAUCCGGGCCUCCCCGUGUCCUUCUGGCCCUCCAGCGGCGUCUCCGGCGGGCCCGUCAACGUCUCGGCCAACCUGGACAUCCAGUUCUGCAGCACGGACACAAGGCCGUGCGACGGGAAUACUGUGUGGACGGUGGGUCCUGACCCUUGGACGAGUAGUGUGGCCGUGCAGAUUGGGGGCAAGCUCGAGUCGAAUAAGGACCCAGACUACUGGUUCAGGAUCCAACCCUACCAGUCCAACUACAAGCUGUCGUAUUGCUGGGCGUACGAAAUGUGCAAAAUGUCGGAAACGUGCAGGGACCUGACCAUCCGGUGGGACAGUCACGGCGGGCGUUUGGUUCUGGCUUCGCCGUCGGAAGAGCCAUUUGAGGUUGUGUUUGGGAAAGUCGGCUGGGGUAAUGAGGGUGCUCGCACUAUCAAGAUGUCCACUGAUAAUUGA